Molecule: messenger RNA, 816 nt
Organism: Didymodactylos carnosus
Lineage: Eukaryota; Metazoa; Rotifera; Eurotatoria; Philodinida; Philodinidae
Source: the annotation of a GenBank genome assembly
AUGGAUGAUGAAAUUAAAAAAAUAAAAAUGGCAAUGGCUUCAAACAAUGCGGUAAUAUUUGUUGGUACGGGUAUAUCUACCUAUACAACAGAUAACGAACAGGAAGCUUCAUUUUGCAAAGGAUUACUCAAAAACGGACUUGAAAAAUGUCACCGGGCAGGACGAAUUACAGACAAUGCUAUUGAACAUUUUAAUAAAAAGUUUCAAAGUAAUGAAGUCACAUUCGAUGACUAUUUAGAUGCUGCUGAUCAAAUUAUGAGCUGCUUCAAGAAGGAAAGUGAUGCAACAAAGAUUGAUGUUUACAAAACAUGGUUGAUAGAAACUGUAGGAAAACUAUCACCUACAAAACCCGAACUUAUUAAAGCUAUAGGAGAAUUGGAAUGUUCAAUUCUAACAACUAACUAUGACUCACUUCUUGAAGAUAUACUGAAUAAAAAGCCAUUAACCUGGCAUAAAUAUUUCACUGAUGAUAUUAAUGGUUCGUUUGAAAACAUGAAGAAUUAUAUUCUGCAUAUACAUGGGUAUUACGAAGAGCCAGACAGUGUGAUUUUUAAUAAAGACCAUUAUAAUCGAAUUCCGCAAAGUGAAUUUGCGGAAUCAAAGUUGAAAACACUUAUGGAAACAAAAACUUUAUUGUUUAUUGGAUAUGGUGCUGAAAUAUUUGAUCCACAUUUUUCUAACUUAUUGAAAUGGAAAUGUAGUUUAACAGGUCAUAAUUUGCUUCCAAUACAUAAAUUUGUCAAAUCAAAUAAGAAGAAAUUGUCGUAUCAAGAUUCAGAUGUUUCUUUUUUAGAAAAUAUUAAAACAAUUCAAUAG